AUGUCUAACAACCAUCAAGGCGGAGAUGGGCUCGUGGCAGCUCGACAUUUGUUCUACUAUGGAUAUCAACCUACCAUCUUCUACCCCAAACGGAGUAAAAAUGAGCUAUACCAGCGCCUAGCUAAACAGCUUGAAGACCUCGAGGUCCCUUUUGUCGAUGACUUCCAAUCAGCAGUGGACUCGACGGAUCAUAUUGUGGAUGCGGUUUUUGGAUUCAACUUCUCCGGUGAUAUUCGCGAGCCGUUCCCAAAGGUCAUCCAGACGCUAGAAGAAACCAAAGUCCCAGUUACUUCAGUUGAUGCACCAUCAUCAUGGGACAUCGAAAGCGGUCCUCCAAAGUCCGGAGUAGGUAGUGCUUUCAUGCCUGCCACCCUUAUCAGUCUAACGGCCCCGAAGCCCUUGGUAAAAUUCUUCCGGGGACGCCACUUUGUUGGCGGUCGACGAGAUAUUCUUUCCCGCAAACUGGGCACUCAGCCGUAUGCUCCUUGCACAUUUAUCGUGGCUGGAGAAUAUCUUCACCACCUAUCGCAGCGUGUAGCAGGUGAUCAAGCGUCAUGGAUAGGGUCCUGCUGCGAACAGUGUGGCCUUGUCACCGCGGUGGCUGGCAAAGACUCUGAUGGGAAGCUUGCGAAACUCCCACAGGGACAAAAGAACGACAUGAGAGAUGAAGAAGGGCUAUUUCGACCUGAUAAAACUUGUGCAGCCGCACCCGCACUUUGCACUGCUGGACGGGCAACAACAUCUGAUCCAGGUCGAACUGGGCACGGCAGUGAAAGACCGGAGCAAAAGCUCCGUCUCUUUCAUGAUAGGCUGAAUCGGCCGGGCGGCGCAUAG
Messenger RNA from Metarhizium acridum CQMa 102, 834 nucleotides. Lineage: Eukaryota; Fungi; Ascomycota; Sordariomycetes; Hypocreales; Clavicipitaceae. The record is from RefSeq and is a predicted model, not a curated record.